UCGUCGUGUUGCGUAUUUAAAUUAAUAAUUAAAAAAAUAUCACAAUGGCGCUACGAAUGUUUGGGUCGAGAAUUGCACAACUGAUCGUACCGCAAACAGGACGAGGAACCUCUGUGUCACUGUCACGAGCCGCUUCCACUGAUAAAGGGCCCUCGUUCAACUGGCAAGAUCCACUGAAUCUCGAGUCACAGCUACACGAGGAUGAGAUCGCGAUCCGUGACUCGUUCCGGGCUUACUGCGAGGACAAGCUGGCGGCCCGCGUAAUCGAAGCGAACCGACAGGAGCUGUUCCACCGUGAAAUCAUGACCGAACUAGGUGCGUUCGGUGUGCUCGGAUGUACGAUCCGUGGCUACGGUUGCGCCGGCGUUAGCAACGUUGCGUACGGUCUGCUGGCGCGCGAAGUCGAACGCAUCGAUUCCGGAUACCGGUCGGCUUUCAGUGUCCAGAGCUCACUCUGUAUGGGCGCAAUCUAUGAUUACGGUAGUGAGGCGCAGAAGGAAAAGUAUCUCCCAAGGCUGGCUCGUGGCGAGUUGAUCGGGUGCUUCGGGCUGACAGAACCGAACCACGGCUCUGAUAUUUCAUCGAUGGAAACGCGCGCCGUGCACGAUUCAAAAACGAAGACAUACGUACUGAAUGGAAGCAAAACUUGGAUCACCAACUCACCGAUCGCGGACGUUUGUAUCGUGUGGGCCAAGACGGAAGAUGGCAAGGUGCGAGGCUUUAUCGUCGAUCGCUCCGAAAGCAGCGCCGGACUGGCGACACCGAAAAUUGAAGGCAAGUUUUCUUUACGUGCCUCCGCAACGGGAAUGAUUCUGAUGGAUGAGGUACGAGUGCCGGAAGAAAAUAUGCUGCCAAACGUCUCGGGUAUGAGGGGACCGUUCGGAUGUUUGAACAAUGCGCGUUACGGUAUCGCGUGGGGCGCAAUGGGAGCAGCUGAGUCGUGUCUGAAAGUGGCCCGUGACUACACGCUUGAGCGGAAGCAAUUCAAAAAACCAUUAGCCGCAAACCAGCUGAUGCAGAAGAAAAUGGCCGACAUGCUGACGGAAAUCAACCUCGGUUUGGCCGCCUGUUUGCACGUGGGACGAUUGAAGGAUAAGAAAAUGCACACACCGGAAAUGAUAUCGAUGCUCAAGCGGAAUAACGCCGGUAAGGCACUGGAAAUCGCACGGGUAGCACGCGAUAUGCUCGGAGGAAACGGUAUUGCGGAUGAGUAUCACAUCAUCCGACACGUAAUGAAUCUGGAAGCGGUCAACACUUACGAAGGAACGCACGAUAUCCACGCUCUUAUCCUUGGACGUGCCAUUACGGGUCUGCAAUCAUUUUCCUAAGGAAAUCAAUGUUAUCAAGAGUGGUUUGGUGGUGC
Messenger RNA from Anopheles cruzii, 1363 nucleotides. RefSeq names its product glutaryl-CoA dehydrogenase, mitochondrial. Gene Ontology annotation, biological process: fatty-acyl-CoA biosynthetic process; fatty acid beta-oxidation using acyl-CoA dehydrogenase. The transcript has 5 exons. Lineage: Eukaryota; Metazoa; Arthropoda; Insecta; Diptera; Culicidae. Gene Ontology annotation, cellular component: mitochondrial inner membrane. Gene Ontology annotation, molecular function: flavin adenine dinucleotide binding; fatty-acyl-CoA binding; glutaryl-CoA dehydrogenase activity. The record is from RefSeq and is a predicted model, not a curated record. Bases 45 to 1328 code for a protein of 427 amino acids.